Molecule: messenger RNA, 5908 nt
Organism: Cyclopterus lumpus (lumpfish)
Lineage: Eukaryota; Metazoa; Chordata; Actinopteri; Perciformes; Cyclopteridae
Gene: fbxw7
Product: F-box and WD repeat domain containing 7
Exons: 17
Coding region: 1056-3602 (848 amino acids)
Biological process (GO): proteasome-mediated ubiquitin-dependent protein catabolic process; ubiquitin recycling
Cellular component (GO): cytoplasm; nucleus
Molecular function (GO): ubiquitin binding
Source: RefSeq, a predicted model, not a curated record
AUUCAAGCGCCCGCGACCAAACAAAAACGUGGCGUCAUCACGUCGCGACAGCCAUUCUCUCCAGUCGGCGGAGAGUCAGGAGACGAACAAACCUGGCGGUUGUCGAAGAGCCCGUGAGCGGCUAAAUCACUCGCAACCGACACGCUGUUAGGUCUCGGUGGACGCGCGCCCCCUCCUCUUGCAAUGGUCGGACGCCUUCCAGCGUCGCCCAGUGAAACAACGGAGCCAGUGGGUCGAGCAACAGUCAGUUUUGACACGGCGGCUAACGUCAGCGGUGUUUCACCAGCCAGCUAACGUUACACGAACUUGGGGUCUGUGGAGGCUAGUUAGCUCCUCCAGCUAGCGUGCUAGCUCCUGUUCGUCGGGUAACACUUUGACGUGCUGCUGCUGCUGGAAAACCGAGACGCGAAAGAACGAGCGUCGCCACCUCACCGGAGCCCCGUCGCGUUAGCGUCACCGAGCUCCAACGGGGAUAUAUAUUUCUGUUUUGGAUACACAGCCAAAAGGAGUAUCACCGGAGAGGCCUGCUUGCUGUCUUUUGUUCGCCUCCACACUUCUGAGCUUCCCACCUUCCACCUUCACUGCCCCUGGCUCAGUCGGUGUUCAGCAUCACUUCAAAGUGGAAGGUCUGCGGUGCUGCAGAUAACACGCUGUACCCCAAAGCACCGGCGAGCUUUUCCAGAGCCCCUACGCAGUCCCUCGGCUGACAGAAAGAAUCAACUCUCGGAGUCAGACCUGUAGUGGAGAAGACCAAUUGUGUCCUGAACAAAGACUGACGGAGAGAACUGACAAGUAAUACAGCGAUACUCAUUCCAUGUGAGGUGCCAGUCAAGCUGGCCCGCUGGGAUUCGAUUCUCCCCAUUUGUGCUGCAUAUGGAUACUAGACGGAGCUCGUUGACGGAGUACCUGUGGAUCAGCACCAUGUGGAAUAAUUACAGAAAAGGCACCAGCUGUGAGCACAACUGAGUGGUUUCGGCAAGGAACAGGAAGUGACUGUGGCUUGCAGCUCGUCUCUCUUCCACGCGUCUUCUUACCCCAGAGCAGCCGGGCAACUAAUGAGCAAGUCGAUGUGUGGUUGUGGCUGCAGCUUCAUCUCCUCUUUGAUGAAGAGAUUGGGCCGCACGGCGUGCUGCUCGGAUCUCUUCUUCAGCCAUACUUCAGAACAGCUGCAGAGACUGGCCACCGGCUGCCCACCUCAACCAAAGAAUGCCAAGCCCUUCUCCUCCUCAGACAGCCUAGGGAAGGUCCAGGAGGUAGCAAGCUGGCUUUUGGAAAUGAACCAGGAUCUGCUGUCGGGGGGCAGCAGCAGCAGGCGGAGUCGGGGGUCGGGGGGUCCGGCAGUGCGAGGUAACGCUUCCUCCACGGCCCGGGCACCCCAGCAGGCAGCAGAGGAGGGUGAUGAAGAUGAGCACAUGAACCGGGUAGUCGAGGAGGAAGAGCAGCUGCAGCAAAGGCCUGAGGCGUCGCAGGUCGAUGGCGAGAGAGAACAACCAUGGGCGCCAAGUGAGUCGGGAGCCAGCAACGGCCCUCGGGGAGAGGAGGAAGACGAGGAGGGUCCGCCAAACGAAGUGAACGGAGGAGAGAAAGGAGCCCGAUGGAUGUGGGGGGCAGAGCAGAGGCGACUGCGUGGCCAGCCGCUGGGCGAAGAGGACGAGGAGGAGGAAGAGGAAGAGAACAACAACAGCAGCAGUCACCAAGAGGAGGAGGAGGCGGAGGAGAGGACAGAGGGAGGGCAGGGAAGGGAGGAAGACGAGAGGGAAGAGGGCGAGGAGGAAGAAGAGGAGGAUGAGGACGAGGAAGAGAUGGACCAAGACAGUGAUGAAUUUGAACAUUCUGCGGAGAGUGGGAGGGAGGAGGAAGAGGAGGAGGAAGGAGACAGGGAGGAAGGGCUGCGGUCUCCCUCUCUCAGGAACAAUGUGUCUGCCCCCAAUAACAACCGGGACUCGGGUUGUACUCACCAAAGCUCUUCCAACAAGAAGAUGAAGAGAAAGUUGGACCAUGGCCCCGAGGUCCGAUCUUUCCCUUCAGGAAAAAAGCCCUGCAAAGGCCCAGAGUAUCCGAGCCCGACAGGAAUCGUCCCAUGUCCAUCCACACCCACCACAUUUGGCCACAUUAGAACAGCCAAUUGUCAAGGGCAGCAGAGACGGCGCAUCACCUCAAUCCAGCCACCCACGGGUCUCCAAGAAUGGCUCCGAACAUUUCAGAGCUGGACUGGCCCAGAGAAGCUGCUGGCGCUGGAUGAGUUGAUUGACAGCUGUGAGCCCACACAAGUCAAGCAUAUGAUGCAGGUGAUCGAGCCGCAGUUUCAGCGAGACUUCAUCUCCCUGCUGCCCAAAGAGCUGGCUUUGUACGUGCUGUCAUUCCUGGAACCGAAGGACCUCCUUCAAGCAGCCCAGACGUGUCGCUACUGGCGCAUCCUGGCAGAAGACAACCUGCUGUGGAGGGAGAAAUGCAGGGAAGAAGGCAUCGAUGAGCCUCUGCCCCUCAAGAAGAGGAAAAUCGUCAAGCCUGGCUUCACCCACAGCCCCUGGAAGAGUGCCUACAUCAGGCAGCACAGAAUAGACACCAACUGGAGGAGAGGGGACCUCAAAUCACCCAAGGUGCUGAAAGGUCAUGACGACCACGUGAUCACCUGCCUCCAGUUCUGUGGCAACCGCAUCGUCAGCGGCUCCGACGACAACACGCUCAAAGUCUGGUCGGCCAUCACAGGAAAGUGUCUGCGCACGUUGGUGGGCCACACGGGGGGCGUGUGGUCAUCCCAGAUGCGAGACAACAUUAUUAUCAGCGGCUCCACUGAUCGCACACUCAAGGUCUGGAACGCAGAGACAGGCGAAUGUAUCCACACCCUCUAUGGGCAUACCUCAACAGUGCGCUGCAUGCACCUCCAUGAGAAAAGGGUGGUCAGUGGCUCCCGUGACGCCACGCUGCGUGUCUGGGACAUUGAGACGGGUCAGUGUUUACACGUGCUCAUGGGCCACGUGGCGGCCGUGCGAUGCGUCCAGUAUGACGGCCGGCGGGUGGUCAGCGGUGCCUACGACUUCAUGGUGAAGGUCUGGGACCCUGAGACGGAGACCUGCCUCCACACGCUGCAGGGCCACACCAACAGAGUGUACUCGCUACAGUUUGAUGGGAUCCACGUGGUGAGUGGGUCUUUGGACACGUCCAUAAGGGUCUGGGACGUGGAGACGGGCAACUGCAUCCACACGCUGACGGGGCAUCAGUCCCUCACCAGCGGCAUGGAGCUCAAAGACAACAUCCUGGUCUCAGGCAACGCAGACUCCACUGUCAAGAUCUGGGACAUCAAGACGGGCCAGUGCCUGCAAACACUGCAAGGUCCCCACAAGCACCAGAGCGCCGUGACGUGCCUCCAGUUCAACAAGAACUUUGUCAUCACCAGCUCGGACGACGGCACGGUCAAACUGUGGGACCUGAAGACGGGCGAGUUCAUCCGGAACCUCGUGACCCUGGAGAGCGGCGGCAGCGGCGGCGUGGUGUGGCGCAUCCGAGCCUCCAACACCAAGCUGGUGUGCGCGGUGGGCAGCCGCAACGGCACGGAGGAGACCAAGCUGCUGGUGCUGGACUUUGACGUGGACAUGAAGUGAGAGGGCAACGUGGUGGGGAAGGACGAAGAGAGCGAACCGCGGAGAGGAAGGAAUGGAGAGGGAAGGCCCCAGAACUCUGCAACCAAACUCGCAUAAUCUACCACCCCCAACCCCCCCCCUCUACCAUCAACCUCCCCGUCCCCCUUUGGGCAAAUGUUACUGACGGAGCCACAGACCCUCACGUGUUCAGCCCCCGCUUUUCAACCCCCUACCACCUGUAGUCGGAGGGGAUCGGGUUGGAAAUGAGGAGGCGGGGCACCACCGGUCUGCCCCUCGAUUGGCUGGGAGAAAGAAGAGAGGAAGAAAGGAACGACUGAUGACGACUGAACUCUUUUGAAGUGACUCUCAACCCUUUCGGUUCGGAGGUCCGCUUUGCACAGAGACUUGGUUUCGCUCAAGCCUGACAGAUUUUGAGAUGUACAGAGAUAUAUUAUUUUUUAAAGACCCCCCACCCACCCUUUCUCACACACACACACACACACACACACACACCCUCCCCCUCCCAUAAGCUCGCACGCCCCCUCUCACACACACAUGCACUCAAACGGCCAACCGGAAAGUUGGAAACAUUCGCUGUAGGAACAUUUUGAGGAAGGUGGGAGACAUUUAAAGGUAACUUUCCACACACAGCUGCUCGUUGCAGAGGAGACACGCGACCGGAGGCUUCGGCCUGUAAUCAGGCUCGUUUCUUGUCACUCCAUUUCCGUUCUUUGUUCUCCACUCGGUUUCUGUAGUUUUCUUUACAAUAUCGCACGUAAACACAACUGUGAAUUUCAAUACGUUCUUGAUUUAUCACAUGAAAGGGGUUUCACUCGCUUUUGUGUUUUUCUUUUGCUUUCUUUGCGGUUGCCAACAGCAACACAUCCCAGUAUUAAUAACCUGCUCUGUUUAGGUUUGCUGUUAUUAUUUCACAAGGUUUUUUUUUCUUUCUCCUUUUUCUUUGAGUUGUUUGUUCUUCCUAUCUUUUUUUCUGUAUACCUGAGUCUGGAGCUCCGUCUCCACAUAAACAUCAGUGCUGUCCAGAGUUUUUCAGUCUAGCUGGGGAGGUUUUCUCAGUGCUGUGACGAGAAGAAGUAACGGUUCUUUGCUCCAAGCGCUGUGGACUAAUGCCCCUGAACACCCCCUCCCCCCGAUACCCUCCAGCCCUUCCCCUCUACUGUUUCCUCCCAGUGGCCAAACUGUAUUUAUGCUGCUACAUGAACGGAAAAAAGAGAGAGAUGGAACUUUUACUUGCUGUGACGUUUUAGUCCCAGGCAAAAUUCCAAAUUGAACUCUAUAUGUUUGGACUUUAAGGAACAAAAGAUCACAAAAGAUAACAUCCAACUUUUUUGUUUUAUUUUGUUUGUUUUUGCCACUGAAACUUGAGCCAAACGUGCCUCUACGAGGCUGAGAGGAGGGAGCGCGUCCGACAGAUACUGACGGGAGCGCCUGCAGAGAGGAAACCAGGGGAUGUACACUGUUGGCGUGUGUGUGUGUGUGUGUGUGUGUGUGUGUGUGUGUGUGUGCGUGCAUGAGUGCGUGUGCUAGCGUGUUAAUGGGCAACUUGUAAACACAUUCCUUGGGACAACGCUCUUUCAGCCUGUUCUUUGGGGAAAUGUACAAAUGCUGUGUGGACUGGCAAAGAAGAAGAAAAAAACUAGCAGAUGUAUCGAUUUUAACACGUGAAUGAAAGAACUGUCCGUAUCCGUGUGUGAUUGUUGUUCAACUCAAAGAUGUCUGAAGCAACAGAGGAGACCAUCACAAGCAUCCGCUGACAGGUCGAGCUGCCGGGAGUCUUAGUGUUACAUGUGUUGCAGUUAAAAUCUCCGUGGCGGCGGUCGCAGCCUCGAGGAUCGUCAGUGGGGGAAAAUAAAAACACAAAAAGGCAACAAAACGUGAACAGAAACAUUGUAGCCAAACGAAAAAUCGUCUCAAUCUCCAAGAGUCACAACUCAAGCUGAACUGUGAAAGUGGUAUAACACUGUAUAUUAAAAAAGAAAAAAAAAGAAAACAAUCUUGCUCUAUCUCCUCUCGUUGUUUUCUCCCUCUGUUUUAAUUUAUGAUCUGGUUUGAGAAAUCAGAUUUGUUGCAGGUGUUUUAUAAUUUUUUUUCAGUUGAUGUAAACCGCCUGGCAAAAAAGAAAACGGACAGAAAAAACCUUAAAGGGAUUGUGUAUUUGUUUGAUUCACUUAGAAUUUUAUUUUCUUAUAACUUAAGUGCAAUAAAAUGUGGGUUUUUCUUUUUUCAUUUCAAGCAUAUCGGUUGUCUGUUUUUGUUACCUGUGUGAAGGCAUCUUAUAUGUUCAAUAAAGCAAAUUAUUUGGUUAA